UGCAGGAGUUUGCUCGUUUCUACCUGAACAGGAGUAAGUGUGAGAACGUGGAGACGUCGCAGGAGCUCCUCAGCAGCUCAGAGAAGAAAGUCCUAAACAACAACGAUAAAGAACUGGACAAUGAGAAGUUCAUGCGUGAGCCGGAGGAGAACCAGGAGCGCUCGUCCGUCCUAAACGUCUUCAAAAAGAUCUGGCCGAUGGCUGCGUGUAUCACGUGUGUGUUUGCCGUCACGCUGUCGGUGUUUCCUGUGAUCACAGUGAGAGUUCGGACCGUCUACACGCACAGCGCCGCCUGGGACAAAGUGUUCACCUGCGUUUGCUGCUUCAUCGUCUUCAAUGCCAUGGACCUGGUCGGCCGCAGCGCCCCGUCCCUCGUGCAGUGGCCGGCGAAGGACAGCGCUCUGUUUCCCGCCGCCGUGGCGUCCCGUCUGGUCUUCAUCCCGCUGCUCAUGUUGUGUAACGUCCAGAACUCCAAACUCACCGUCCUCUUCAGCCACGACGGCGCCUUCGUCACCAUCGUGGCCCUCUUCGCCUUCUCCAACGGAUACCUGGCGAGCCUCUGCAUGGCCUACGCUCCACAGUGAGUCUGCCCCAAAAAACGAAAACCAGAGGGUCAAACUUUGUCUUUAUGUGGAUGAACCACCAUUAAUUAACCCUUUAGGGACUGUUU
Messenger RNA from Plectropomus leopardus (leopard coralgrouper), 670 nucleotides. The record is from RefSeq and is a predicted model, not a curated record. NCBI's taxonomy places the organism in Eukaryota, Metazoa, Chordata, Actinopteri, Perciformes, Serranidae.